AUGUUGGGCCGAUUCUUAGGAUGGGUUCCCUUCCUUUUUGGCUUGGAAGAUUGGAAUAUUCCUCCUAUUCAGCCACAGGAGCGUCUGCGACCCGAGCACCGACCGUGGCAGGACAUCGUCACCGGCCUAUAUGGCGUUCCGCCCCUCUUGAAGAUCCAUAACCGCGACGGGGACGUGAAAUGGAGCUUCGCACGCAAGGACGUCACUCAGAGUUUACCCCCGGGCUUGCAGAAUUGUCUCUAUAGCAAUGCGAACGAUGCGACAGAGCUUAAAUGGAUGAACAACGGCACCAGUCUUGGCGCUAUCUAUAGCAACCUUGCCCUCGUCAUUAAUCACACCCCGAACAACCCGGAAACCGAUAAGCGCAUCACUUUCGCAGUUUGUCGAGAUACUGCCGUCCUUUGGAAUGCGCAUACAGUGGAGCCCUUGCCAGGGCAGCGACUCGCUGUCGCUACUACCGGCCAGCGACCCUGGGACGGUAUCCUCGUAUACAAUGCGAGCGCCGCCAAUCCCCUGACGGAUAACCCUCCUAUCCUUCAAAAUAUCACUGGACUACGCGCCAUUCACGGCAUGAUCUGGGAUGAACAAGGCCAGAUGCUCUGGGCAGCCGGAACGGACGCCGCUGCGGACGGGUCCGAUCCGGUCCCUGCGUACGGCACCAUCAUCGGCUAUCCCUGGGACGCGACGACGGGCCUACUGAGCAAGGACGAUCGCUUUAUCUACAAAUUACCCGAGGCAUAUAAUAUUAUGACCGAAUGGGGCCAAGGCUACCCCUGGUGGGCUGGGCUACACGAUCUCGUACCCGUUCCCAACCAGCGCAAAUUCCUAGUAUCGGAGGAUCGCGGUCUUCACGCGUUCGAUAUCGAGCUUGGUCAAUUCACCGAACACUACGAGAAUGUCACCGAUAAAUAUAUGCAAGGAUUCGAGUGUACGACCGACGAUCGCCAUGGGUAUAAUAGCGAUGGCGAGUGGGAGGAGCUUCCGCAGUCGGACCUGAAAAGUUUUAAUCUCGCGCCCGAUGGAAGCUUCAUCUAUGUGCAAUCUCUUUGGACCAAGUUCCGCGGAUUCCAUACCAGUUUGGUUGUUAAUGGAAAGCGACGCAUGAUCAACAUCGGUGAUGAGAUCUACCGGUCGCGCUGGUAUGGAGAUAUCGAUGGCUGGCCCAAACCCAGGUUUUAG
Penicillium atrosanguineum is the source of this 1179-nucleotide messenger RNA. RefSeq lists its product as uncharacterized. Bases 1 to 1179 code for a protein of 392 amino acids. Lineage: Eukaryota; Fungi; Ascomycota; Eurotiomycetes; Eurotiales; Aspergillaceae. The record is from RefSeq and is a predicted model, not a curated record. The transcript has a single exon.